AUUUCUAUAGUCUACGCAUUUUUUUUGUGGUACUACUUAUAGUUUCUCUAAUAUUCUAAUCUGUGCUUCUAAGUAACUCGAGUAAUUUUCUAAUUUAUUUACUUACUUUUUUAAUUAUUUUUUUUAAUUGUAUUACGUGUUCAUUUUAAUCUGACAGGUAAAGCAAAGAGUAUAUUACCAAGGGAAGAGAUGAAGAAAAUUGUUAUUUUCGGUUCUACCGGUAUGACCGGCUUAUGCGCUCUGGAAGCAGCUGUAAAAAAAGGUCUCUCAGUCCGAGUGUUAGUUCGAGACCCUGCCAAAGUACCUGCACACCUCAAAGAAAAAGUGGAGAUCUUAGAAGGUGAUGUGGUGAAUAAACCGCAAACUGUCCAAGAUGCAGUAGACGGUGUUGAUGGAGUCGUUGUCAUCCUUGGUACGAGGAAUCGUUUGGAGGCAACCACAGACCUGUCAGUUGGAUUAAAGAACAUUCUAGAAGCAAUGGCUGCUAAGAAUGUCAAACCAGUGUCUGUUUGUUUAUCUGCAUUUCUUUUUUACGCACCUGAGAAAGUCCCGAAGAUGUUUGUGGACCUGAACGAAGAUCACAAAAGGAUGUUUGAGCUGUUAAAAACAAGCUCGGCAGAUUGGAUAGCUGUGUUUCCUCCACACAUAGCUGAUGAGCCCAGUCGCGAGGUCAUUAUUGAAGUGAACCCCAAGCAGUCUCCGGCGAGAUCGAUCUCGAAAUGGGACUUGGGUCAAUUUUUCGUCGACUCCCUCAGUGAACCAAAAUAUUACAAAUCUAUCAUUGGCAUAGCAAAUGCACCCAAACAAUAAAUAUUAUAUUUAUAUUGAACAAAUCGUCAUAGUCGUAGAAUACUGACGGAUCUGACAAAUAUUACAUAUAACGAUCCGUCAGUAUUCUACGACUGUGACGAACUAGUUGUUAGUGAUAAUUAAGAUUACCUAUUUUUGUUAAAAUAAAAUAUUUAAUCGUU
Molecule: messenger RNA, 971 nt
Organism: Galleria mellonella (greater wax moth)
Lineage: Eukaryota; Metazoa; Arthropoda; Insecta; Lepidoptera; Pyralidae
Product: flavin reductase (NADPH)
Exons: 4
Coding region: 190-810 (206 amino acids)
Source: RefSeq, a predicted model, not a curated record